Polypterus senegalus (gray bichir) is the source of this 1094-nucleotide messenger RNA. RefSeq names its product BLOC-1 related complex subunit 8 (gene borcs8). The transcript is spliced from 6 exons. The record is from RefSeq and is a predicted model, not a curated record. NCBI's taxonomy places the organism in Eukaryota, Metazoa, Chordata, Cladistia, Polypteriformes, Polypteridae. Gene Ontology annotation, cellular component: BORC complex. Bases 103 to 495 code for a protein of 130 amino acids.
GGAAGAAAGUACUUUCCCCUUCUCUCAUCUUCUAAAACAUAUACACCAAAGAAUUCUUUUAAUAUACAGUAUCAGAGAAAAAAAAAAAAAACGUUCUGAAUAAUGGAAGAGCAGGAAAUGCAGCUGAAAGUUAAACGAGUUACAGAUAAAUUUACAGAAAGCAUGUAUGUACUUGCUAAUGAACCAUCUGUGGCACUGUACCGCUUGCAGGAGCAUGUGCGGAGAUCAUUGCCAGAACUUGUCCAACACAAGACAGACAUGCAGGGCUGGGAGGAGCAGAGUCAAGGAGCAAUAUACACUGUGGAAUAUGCUUGCAGUGCAGUGAAAAGUAUGACGAACAGCACCUUGUACUUCAAAAGUAUUGAAGGGCUUCUCCGAGAAACUAUUGGCAUAAAAGACCAAAUGAACUCCUCUCAGGGGCGCAGUGACGUGAGCAUGUGUGAAAACCCCACUGUUCCUCCUCUUCCACCAUCACAACCCCCUUCCUCCUCUUGAAUUUUGGACUUGAUGUUGAAAUUCUGCUGGGCCUGUUCCUGUCAGGAAACGAACAACGGAUGCUAUUGUGCAGAGGGACUUGGGAGACCGGCACAAUGCAGGACCGAGCUGAGCUGUCAGAGGAGAUCCCCAUUGAGAGAGGUGGUAGACAUGUCAUGGUGGGAGGUGUGGCUCCAGAAUGCAGUUUUGCAUAUAAGGGCAGAAACUUCCUGUGAGCCAGCAAAGACUGUACCAGAAGGCAAUGCUCACUCUUUAUCUAAGUUAAAUGACAAACCAGGAUGUAAUUCAUUAUACAAUGCAGAAUGUCUGCUUCUGCCCUCAUCUAUUUCAUUGCUAUAGUUCUGCUGUAUUUCAAUGCCACCACCCCUUUCUAUGAAUGCCUGAAAAGUAUUUGGAUUUAAAUUAAUAAUUACUGGACUUUUAGAAAUAUCAAAAUAAAUGUCAUUUUGAUUGGGCUAUAAAAUGACUCUGCUAGGAGAUAUAGAAAUGAGCCUUCAUGCCCCUAACUGGUGUUGGGAUCUGACAGCUGCACAUAGGAUUCCACCAUAUCCAUGUAUUUUGACUUGUUUGUCUGUUUCACAAAUAAAAAGGUUGUAUUA